CGGCACAGACACACACACGCCUUAGACCUGUGCUAAGAAACACAACCACCUUAUCAGAUGAAAAUGUACACAGGUUGCUGUUUGUUUAGGAUGAACAGAUUUUUCUCUUGCUGCAAACAUUUUUUGGGGGUGAAAAAGCUCAACAUAAUCCACAAAGAAAAGACUGCUAAUAAUUCUCCACAAUCAUAGAGUCCGCCCUUUUCUUUUGCAGUGUUCUCUUUCCGUUAUUGCACCUUUUAUGGAAAUGUAUUCUAGUAAACAAUCUCAGCAAUGUAUUUUUUACAAAUGGACUUCAGGAAAAAUGUGAAAAUGCUCCUUUUCAGCCUUGAUGACAAACCCAUCCUGAAAUGUCCACUGUGACUGGCUCUGCAGUAGAGGCAGCUGGCCUGUAGGAUGCAGCAUUUCCUCAUGGAUGAGUGAGAACUUGUGGAACAACUGUGACAUUCCAGAAUGUCUGGGAUAUUCACUGGAAAUCUCAUGGACUAGACUCUAUGCCAUUGGCCAUACUGGCAUAGGCCUGUCCAUUUUAUCAUAUGGUACAUUUUAAUAACCAUACACCUACCUUCUCACCGAUCUGAAAGAACAGGCCAGCCAGAUGAAUGCAAACCUUUUGCAAACCUUUGGCAUUUGCUUUAUUGCAGAGGCAAGGAGAGAAGGCCACUUUAUUAAUACGCAACCUAUGACCAUAUAGGAAAUAACCUCAAAUGAUGUAUAGACUGCUGUCUAGUCCAGUGACACUACACGGUCUGGUCAGUACAGGGUAGGGUACUAAUAGGCUGUGGUAUCCAAUGAAAGUCAAACCCACUCUCCACAGGUUUUCAAGGGUACAGUAUAUUCAACCUAACUUCCAUUUCCCCUGAAAAAUGGAAGUGGGAACUCCGUUUAGGCAUCUUUUUACGCCUGCUACCUAGGCAAGCUGGAAUAUUGGUACAUUGUGUGAGGUAACCAGUACGUCUAGAGAGACAAAUUAAAUACUACUAAGGCAUUCAGUGUUGUGGUUCUGACCUAUUACUCAAUUGCACUUCCUAAUGCGCCUGCUGCAAAUAAUGAAAGAAUCUGGAGAAAUUUAGGCUAUAUAAGUUUAUAGGCCUACCCCACAUGAUUAAUGUAUCUGUUUGGUCCUCUGACAAACCAAUAGGCCUAAUUGACUUCUCUUGAUGGAAAUCAGCAGGCAGUAUCCUUUCAGCUGACAUGGCAAAACAUUUUUGGAGUGACAUCCAAAUGGACCAUACAUAAUUGAGAGAUAGGGGUAGCGCCCAAUAGGGAUCAAACAAAAUAUAUCAGAUCUCGAAAUCCUUGCAUUGUUUUUAAAUGCGACAUGUUAGUGGAGAAGCUGCAGUUUGGGCAUUUGGAUCUCAACCAGUGCCACUUCCCUCUUUCCAAUUACGACGAAAAGGCACAACGCUCACUUUGCCUUGCAAUCUUUACGAGGCAGCUGCAAGCCCGCAGACGACCCCACCAGAGACUGUUUCAGCCAGACACUGCGCUGUAGGUGGAUUUGUUCGGUGUUAGGAGGAGAGAGAGCAACUCUAUAGCAGUAUCAUCUCCUGCAGACGGCAGACUUCAACUCAGAAAUAAGAAGGGCUUUGAAUUAAGCACCAAGGAGCUACAGACAGCAGCUGUGCAGGCUUUGGAGAGGGCGGGAGGGAGGAUGACUGUUUUGUAUCUUACAGGCAUGGGCUAGGAGAAGGGGGAGGAGGGACAGAGAAUGAGCUAUUCUUGCACCAGCAGAAGCAACAGCCGGGACCGUUGAGCGCUAAGAAGUCCACCGGUAAUAAUCCUGGCAGUUGCUGUGUCAGAAGAGAUACCGGAGGAAGCGGCAGUAACAACAUCAACGGCCACUGCGAGCCCGAACGCAAACCAGAACCCAACAGCAGCAAUGAAAGUAAAAAAAGGCAGCAACUCAACGGAUGUGGGGGUACCGGCGACCACGGAAGAGGAACUGCUCGGGAACAUGGCGAUCACUCCCGAGGACGUAUUGGGCUUGCAGAAGAUCACCGAGAACUACUUAUGUGGGCCAGGUGAGAAUGUGUACAGCAUUGACUUCACCAGGUUCAAGAUCAGAGACAUGGAGACAGGCACAGUGCUGUUCGAAAUCACCAAACCUCCUCAUACAGAUAAAGCAGGAGAUAAAAGCGUCAUUGAUACAAACGCCGGGAGGUUUGUCCGCUACCAGUUCACCCCCGCCUUCCUCCGGCUAAGACAAGUUGGCGCCACUGUUGAGUUCACCGUAGGAGACAUGCCCAUAGAGAACUUCCGGAUGAUUGAGAGGCACUACUUCAGAGAGAAGCUUCUCAAAAGCUUUGACUUUGAGUUUGGCUUCUGUAUGCCCAGUAGCAAGAACACUUGCGAACACAUCUAUGUUCCCCCUCUGUCUGAGGAUAUCAUGCGAGAGAUGAUCCUGCACCCGUACAAGACACAGUCCGACAGUUUCUACUUUGUGGACAACAAACUGGUGAUGCACAACAAGGCAGACUACUCCUACAGUGGCGGCGGCCCAUAGAGGAUGGAGGACCAACCAGGCUCUUGCAGACAGACAGACAGACAGACAGAGGGACCAUGUUACUCAGUGUUAACAACCUACUGAUCCCAUGCUCUCAUCCUCCCUCUCAGCCCUAUGGAAAAGCUACAGAAACACCACUGUACAGGCCCACCUCGAACCCAGUUGCUGUGGUGUGUGUGUGUGUGUGUGUGUGUGUGUGUGUGUGUGUGUGUGUGUGUGUGUGUGUGUGUGUGUGUGUGUGUGUGUGUGUGUG
Messenger RNA from Oncorhynchus tshawytscha (Chinook salmon), 2756 nucleotides. RefSeq names its product protein unc-119 homolog A-like. Gene Ontology annotation, biological process: negative regulation of caveolin-mediated endocytosis; nervous system development; negative regulation of clathrin-dependent endocytosis. The record is from RefSeq and is a predicted model, not a curated record. NCBI's taxonomy places the organism in Eukaryota, Metazoa, Chordata, Actinopteri, Salmoniformes, Salmonidae. Gene Ontology annotation, cellular component: intercellular bridge; spindle midzone; centrosome. Gene Ontology annotation, molecular function: lipid binding.